AUGGAUUGGGACGGAGAGGACCUAAUCCAGUUCUCCCCUGUUAGACAGGACGAGGACUGCGUCGGCCUGCCUCCUGCCGUUAAUUGUGACUUUGGCGGGCGUCCUCGAGAAAGCCAGACUCAAGCUUCUGAUGAUGGCGCGGUAGGAGAGAACCUUUUUACUGGCUUGGCCUCGUCUAUGGAAUAUCCACGUUACCUGCUCUCGAACCGUCCCGAACCACACUCCGAUCACCUCUUUUCCAAGAUGGGAAGUCGCGAGGCCAUGAUCGUUCAGUCGGACGAUGUCUUUGCUCCUGCUAGUGAAAGCAAGACGGAGUAUCUCGACUUUCCCCCCUCGCCAGAUAUCGAAGCUCUGGAUUCCAUGAAUGCGGUGGUGGAUAAAGACAGGGAUGUCGCCGACAUUGAAGACAAUGGGGAGAAGUAUCGGCUCGUGUCGGCGCCCGCCGUGCCGAAACGCGUCUCGGAGAGGAAGCGGACUGAUGCUGCGAUUUUCGAGGCGUGGCUUAGGACUAAGGAGAAGAGCCAGGCUUUUAAGAAGCAGCGCAUUGAAAGUCAGAGUCGGCGAAUUGUGGAUUCGCCUCGCGAGUAUCAGAUUGAGUUGUUUGAGAGGGCCAAGGAGAAGAACACAAUCAUCGUCCUUGAUACUGGUUCCGGCAAAACCCUUAUUGCCAUUCUUCUCCUUCGACAUGCCAUUGAGCAUGAACUAGAGCGUCGGGCCGCCGGAUAUGACCCCAAGAUAUCCUUCUUCCUUGUUGACAAGGUCGCCCUCGUGGACCAGCAGUGGUCUGCGUUAGUUGCAAACCUCCCCUAUGCAGUUGCCAGAUUCUUCGGAAAGGAACUAGACAGCAACUGGAACCUGGACUUCUGGAGGAAGGCAUUUGAUGAAAACAAGGUUAUUGUCUGCACGGCGGCGAUUCUCCAAAAAGCCUUGUCACAUUCCUUCAUCAAAAUGAAGCAGAUCAACCUCCUCAUCAUUGAUGAGGCCCAUCAUGCCAAGAAAAACCACCCCUACGCCCGAAUCAUCAAGGACUAUUACCUAAAGGAGAAAGAUAUCCAAGACCGACCUCGAAUUCUGGGGAUGACUGCCUCUCCUGUGGACGGCAAAGCCGACAUCCAGGCCGCCGCGGAGCAGCUUGAGGCGCUCCUGUGCAGCCAGAUUGCCACCGUAUCCACGGGCAAAUUGAAUGACGAGAUGGGAAUCAGAGUCCACGACGACGUCGUGCUCGAGUUCAAGAAGCUAGAGAAACGCUUCGACACUUCCCUCGUCAAGAGCAUUGGGCCGCUUAUCAAAUACAAUCCCAUGUUCACCAAGCACGUUGAAUUCUCCAAGGUAUGCACCUACGAGUUGGGCCCGUGGUGCACAGAUCGGUUCUGGAAACUGUGCUUUGCGGACGGCGAGAUGCCGCAACUCAUCGCCAAGGCAGAGGCGGUGGCCCAGCAGACGUUUGGCCAGAUCCCUUUUCUCCCGGACGGCAUGGACCCGGUUUCCGCAAUCCACAAGCUCGGCGAAGUCAUGCGCGAGCACUCACUGAGGUCUCUCGAGAGGGUGAGCAGGGACCUUUCUUCUAAGACGCUGCUUCUGCUUAGGAAGCUGGAGGAGUACUUUACGCGUCCGAGCGACCAUAAGUGCAUUAUAUUUGUCGAGAGACGGCGAACGGCGGUGAUGCUGGUGGAGAUUUGCCAGCAAUUGAGCAACCAGUUCCCCUAUCUGAAACCUGGAUAUUUGAUCGGACACAGCAAUGACAUGGGUCUGGCCGGUAUGAGCUACCGAGACGCCGUGCUAGCGAUUCACAGGUUUAGAAAGAGUGAAAUUAACUGCCUGUUUGCAAGCUCCAUUGCUGAGGAGGGAAUUGAUAUUCCCGACUGCGACAUCAUCAUUCGUUUCGAUGUGUGCCAAUCAAUGAUCCAAUACAUUCAAUCCAAGGGUCGGGCUCGGCAUCACCAGUCAGUCUACAUCAACAUGGUCGAGGAAGGAAACCACACCCAGGCUACGAGACUAGCUCAGGCUUCUCACGACACCACUAUCCUUCGUAAAUUCUGUUCGAAGCUUCCCGAGAAUCGUCGCCUCGAUUCGAACCAGAGCCGCUUCAUCGACUGGCAAGGAGAUUUGGGCUUCAAGACAUACAUCAUCAAAGAGACGGGGGCCACGCUCACCCUGAGCCAGAGUCUCAACGUCCUUGAUGCCUUUACCGCCAGCUUCCAGGAACCAAGCGGUCCUCCCAUUGUACCCCAGUACGCCAUCACGAAGGUGGGUAAAAUGUGGGUGGCGCAAGUGAACCUUCCGGAGCAGUUUCCUAUACGGUCGAUCCUGGGUGAAGAGCACAAGAGUAAGCAGGCGGCCAAGUGCUCAGCGGCCUUCACCAUGUGCCUCGAGCUGAUAAAGAAGCAAUUCAUCAAUACUCAUCUGCAGCCGACCAUGAAGAAGAGGCUGCCCGCCAUGAGAAACGCUCGACUCAAGCUGAGUGAGAACAAGCGCCAGCAAUACAAGAUGUUGCUCAAGCCGAGUCUCUGGUCCACAGACCUGGGACAGCCCGGGCGUCUUUACGGCCUCGCGCUGGUCUUGGAGAAUCCGGGGGCAAUCGGUCGGGCGAGUUGUCCAUUAGUUCUCCUCUCUAGGAUGAAACUGCCUGCCCUUCCUGAUGUCCCGCUUUUCUUCGGGGCGGGAAAGAAUUCUGUUGUCAAGCCGGUGCAGCUUGAUGAGCCUAUGACGAUUGCCGGAGCCGAGGACGAAGAGCGAUUGGAAGGUCUCAGGACGUUCACGCUUCGGAUUUUUGAUGAUGUGUUCAGCAAGAGUUUCGACGCAACCGCCGCGGAGUUGCCGUAUUUCCUCGCUCCGUGUUCUAAGCCCCACGCACAUGAGUUCGCCGAGGUCCACAACCCCAAAGAAGCCAUCGACUGGGCAGCAAUCGAUGUGGUCAAAUCUAAUGAGAGACUUGAGAUCAGUGAAGGCGACGACCCGGUUGAGUUUUACCGGGACAGGUACGUUACAGACCCAUACAGCGGAUCACGAAAGCUCUACUCGAUCGGUGUCCGCGAGGACCUUAAGCCUCUGGAUCCUGUCCCCGAGGGAGUGCCCCCUCCGGCAUUCAGGGGAUGGAAAACGGUGGAGCAUAACAUCAAGGAGUACAGUAUCAGCAUCUGGUCGCGCACGAGGGCGCAGAGAACCUGGAAAGAGGACCAGCCCGUUGUCGAGGCCGAACUUGUCUCGCUCCGACGUAAUCUACUUGACAACUUUGAAGAUGACGACAAUGAGCCGAAGACUUGUUUCGUGAUCAUGGAGCCGCUUCACGUCUCUGCGCUCCCUGUCCAGGCUGUGGCCAUGGCCUUUACGUUCCCCGCUAUUAUUCACCGGAUCGACUCGGUUCUCAUCGCUCUGGAGGCAGCCGACAAGCUUGGGCUUAAGAUUCGAUCUGACUUGGCUCUUGAGGCGGUUACAAAGGAUAGCGAUAAUACCAAUGAGCAUGGUGAACACCAAGUCAACUUCCAGGGAGGAAUGGGUAGAAACUAUGAACGAGCGGAGUUCCUCGGUGACGCCUUCCUCAAGAUGGCCACGACAAUCGUCAUGUUUACGCAGCGUCCAGACAAGGACGAAUUUGAUUACCAUGUCGAGCGUAUGCUGUUGCUUUGCAACCAGAACCUGUUUAACACCGCGGUGGAUAUGGGUCUCCAGGAGUAUGUUCGGUCCAAGUCGUUCAACCGUCGAACGUGGUAUCCCGCCGGUUUGCGGCUUGCGAAGGGAAAGGCACCUCAGGAAGAGGCUGGCCACUCGUUGGCCGACAAGAGCCUUGCAGACGUGUGCGAGGCGUUCAUCGGCGCUGCGUACUUAUCCUACUCAAACGAGGAGGUCGACAAGGACUCGAGCAAGAUGCCAGACUUUGACAUGGCCGUCAAGGCAGUCACGGCCGUGGUCAAGAGCAAGAAGCACCAGAUGCAGUCCUGGAGUGAUUACUUUUCGGAUUACAAGGUUCCAGACUGGCAGGCGAUAGAGCCGUCAGCUUCGCAGGUGGAAGUAGCCAAGCUCGUUCAGCGAAAUCUCGGCUACGAAUUCAAGUAUCCAGCUCUCCUCCGGAGCGCGUUCAAGCACCCAUCGUACCCUUACGAGAAGAUUCCCAACUACCAGCGGCUGGAGUUUCUAGGAGACGCGAUCCUCGAUAUGGUCUGUGUGGAUUUCCUCUUCAAGAAGUUCCCGGACGCCGACCCGCAGUGGCUCACGGAGCACAAGACGGCCAUGGUAUCCAACCAGUUCCUCGGGUGCCUCUGCGUCGAGCUGGGCCUGCACCGCCACAUGCUCUCGAUCCACGCGGCCCUUAUGCAGAGCGUCAAGACGUACGCCGAGGACAUCGAGCUCGCGCGCCAAGAGGCGAUAGAGACGGCGCGGUCCGAGCGGGGAGGCAAGAAGGACAAGUACAAGCGCAGCUUCUGGGUUAACGUCCCGUCGGCCCCCAAGUGCCUCCCCGACAUCGUCGAAGCCUACGUGGGCGCCAUGUUUGUGGAUUCCGGUUUUGACUACACGCGGGUCCGGCAGUUUUUCGAGCGACACAUCCGCCCCUACUUUGAAGACAUGUCUCUCUACGACUCGUUCGCCUACAGCCACCCCGUGACGAUCAUGGCGCACCGACUCGCACAGGAGUUCGGGUGCAAGGAGUGGCGCGUACUCGUCAAGGAGGACGCCCCCGAGGCGGAGGAGGCCGGAGUGGGAUGUCUCACGGAUACGGAUGUGGUUGCCGGCGUGCUCAUCCAUGGCGUGGUGUUCGCCGCUGGCAGGGGUGAGAGCGGCAGAUUUGCCAAGAAGGACGCGGCCAAGGUGGCGUUGGGCUACUUGGAUGAGAUUAAGCUGGAGGAAUUUAAGGAGCGAUUUAGGUGCGAGUGCACGGUGGAGGAUGGGGCUGCGGUGUCGAUGGAGCAGCAUGGAACUGCGAUUUAG
Scedosporium apiospermum is the source of this 4923-nucleotide messenger RNA. RefSeq names its product Dicer-like protein 1. Bases 1 to 4923 code for a protein of 1640 amino acids. The record is from RefSeq and is a predicted model, not a curated record. Gene Ontology annotation, cellular component: cytoplasm; nucleus; RISC complex. Lineage: Eukaryota; Fungi; Ascomycota; Sordariomycetes; Microascales; Microascaceae. The transcript is spliced from 6 exons. Gene Ontology annotation, biological process: siRNA processing. Gene Ontology annotation, molecular function: RNA binding; DNA binding; ATP binding.